GACAUUUGUUAUUAGAAAAUAUUUUAGAAUCAAAAUAAUGUUACAAUAGUCUACAAAAACACAAAAAUGACUAUAGAAACUUUAGAAAACGACAAUAUAAUUUUAGCCACUGGUGGCUAUGACCAUACUAUAAAAUUGUGGCAAACGCACACAGGAAUUUGUACGAGAACUUUACAACAUGCAGAAUCGCAAGUUAAUGCUUUAGAAAUAACUCCAGACCGACAGCAUUUAGCUACAGCCAGUUACCAGCAUAUAUACAUGUAUGACUUAACUUCCAACAAUCCAAAUGCAAUUGUUAACUAUGAAGGAACAUCCAAAAAUGUCACCUGCGUUGGUUUCCAGGAAGACGGAAAAUGGAUGUAUUCUGGGGGUGAAGACAGCAGAGCGAGAAUAUGGGACUUGAGAUCUAGAAACAACCAAUGCCCCAAAAUAUUUGAAGUGCAAAGUGCUAUAAACUGUGUUGCUCUGCAUCCAAAUCAAGUGGAAUUGUUUGUUGGGGAUCAAAACGGUAUCAUUUAUAAGUGGGAUUUACGGACUGACCAUAAUGAACAACUUAUACCAGAAAAUGAUGCUAUGAUCUUGGAUGUAGAAGUAUCCCCUGAUAGUCUGCUAAUGGCUUCUGUUAACAAUAAAGGCAGGUGCUACAUUUGGAGUUUGAUCUCUGGAAUGACUGACACUCCAACAAAGAUGAUACCAAAACAGAAAUUCGAGGCUCACACAAGGCACACAUUAAAAUGUAAAUUUAGUCCAGAUUCAACUAUGUUGGUAACAACUUCAGCUGAUACAACUGCUCGAAUAUGGAAUUGUGCUGACUUCAGCUUGUUACAAGAAUUGAAACAGACAGAAAGCCAAAGAUGGGUUUGGGAUGCUGAUUUCAGUGCAGAUGGACAAUAUAUUUUUACAGCUUCUUCAGAUGGUUGUGCAAGACUGUGGAAUGUCAAAACUGGAGCAAUGGAAAGGGAUUAUACAGGACAUCAAAAAGCAGUCACAGCAUUGGCCUUUAGAGACUCUUCUUGAACAAUUUUCAUCUUUAUUUUAAAAGAUGUAUUUGGUGUUUUUGAUUAUACGUUUCUUGGAGUAUAAUCCAAAAUAAAACACAGUUUUUAAUUUAAGACAGUUUAUUAACUUUUGUACAUAGGUACCUUUGUUGUAAUAUACAUUAAGAC
Diabrotica balteata is the source of this 1166-nucleotide messenger RNA. Lineage: Eukaryota; Metazoa; Arthropoda; Insecta; Coleoptera; Chrysomelidae. The record is from the annotation of a GenBank genome assembly.